Molecule: messenger RNA, 2997 nt
Organism: Sinocyclocheilus grahami
Lineage: Eukaryota; Metazoa; Chordata; Actinopteri; Cypriniformes; Cyprinidae
Product: integrator complex subunit 4-like
Exons: 23
Coding region: 85-2895 (936 amino acids)
Biological process (GO): snRNA processing
Cellular component (GO): integrator complex
Source: RefSeq, a predicted model, not a curated record
GAGGUGUCGCUGUUCCGCCGCACACUUCUGACGCCGCCGAACAGCGCAUGCGCGAAGAAGCGCAGGAGCGCGAUAAACACAGCAAUGGCAGCUCAUCUGAAGAAACGAGUUUAUGAGGAAUUCUCUAAAGUUUCUCAGGUGUCUCUUGAGGAGGUUCCUGCAGCUGCGAAAAAGCUUCGACUGACCAAACCCAGUAAAUCAGCCGCUCUUCACAUAGACCUGUGUAAAGCCACCAGCCCCACAGACGCUCUGCAGUACCUGCUGCAUUUCGCACGUAAACCUGUGGAGGCUGAGAGUGUGGAGGGGGUCGUGCGCAUACUGCUCGAGCAUUAUUACAAGGAGUCGGAUAACUCUGUCAGGCUGAAGAUCGCCUCAUUGUUGGGUUUAUUAUCAAAAACCCAGGGCUUCGCUCCAGACUGCAUAGUAGAUGAUGCUAUAAACACUCUCAACAAUGAAAAGUCUCAUCAGGUUCUGGCUCAGCUUCUGGGCACUCUGCUGAUCAUUGGUACUCAACUCCCAGACAAGAUCGCUGUCAUUCAGAGACUUAUAGAUGUGGCUUGCAAGCAUCUCUCAAGCACUUAUUUCGGAGUGAGGAAUAAGUGUCUGCAGCUGCUGGGCUGUCUGGGGACGGUUGAUAAACCUCUCAGUAAAGAGACUGAUGCAGGACCCGGAGCACAAACAUCACACGUACGGGAUGUACAGAGUGUGAUCAGCGACUACUUCCAGGACCAGGACCCUCGCGUCCGCACCGCCGCCAUCAAAGCCAUGCUGCAGCUGCAUGAAAGAGGGAUGAAAAUUCAACAGACUAUUUAUAACCAGGCCUGUAAGCUCUUGAGUGAUGAUUAUGAGCAGGUUCGUUCAGCAGCGGUGCAGAUGGUUUGGGUUCUGAGCCAGCUUUAUCCUGAGAGUAUUGUUCCCAUCCCCUCCUCCAAUGAGGAGAUCCGACUGGUGGACGACUCCUUCGGGAAGAUCUGUCACAUGGUCAGUGACGGCUCAUGGGUAGUCAGAGUGCAAGCUGCGAAACUGCUGGGCUCAAUGCAUCAAGUCAGCCCUCAUUUUCUGGAGCAGACAUUAGACAAGAAGCUGAUGUCAGAUCUCAGGAGGAAACGUACUGCUCAUGAGCGAGCAAAAGAACUGUACGCUUCUGGAGAAUUCUCAUCUGGACGGCGAUGGGCCGACGAUGCUCCUAAAGAGAAAGUCGACACUUCGGGUGUAAAUCUCAUCGACUCUGGAGCCUGUGGGGCUUUUGUUCAUGGCCUGGAAGAUGAGAUGUACGAGGUGCGUAUCUCUGCAGUAGAGGCGCUAUGUUCCCUCGCCCAAUCCUCACCCAGCUUUGCUGAGAAGUGUCUUGACUUCCUGGUGGACAUGUUUAAUGAUGAAAUCGAGGAGGUGCGGCUACAGUCUAUCCACGUUUUGCGGCAGAUCUCGACUCACAUCACCCUCAGAGAAGACCAGCUGGACACUGUCCUCGCAGUACUGGAGGACUCAUCGCGGGACAUUCGCGAGGCAUUGCAUGAGCUGCUCUGCUACACUAACGUGUCCACUAAAGAUUGCAUCCAGCUGGCCCUCCUGGAACUCCUGAAGAACCUCACCAAGUACCCGACCGACCGCAACUCAGUCUGGAAAUGUCUGAAGUUCCUUGGUGCUCGGCACCCAACCCUGGUGCUGCCGAUUGUCCCUGAGCUGCUGAGCACACAUCCGUAUUUCGACACUCCAGAACCAGACAUGGACGACCCUGCCUACAUUGCUGUUUUAGUUCUGGUCUUCAAUGCAGCCAAAUCCUGUCCCACCAUGCCAGCACUGUUCUCAGAUCACACGUUUCGGCACUACGCCUACCUGCGUGACAGCUUGUCCCACCUGGUACCACACCUCCGAGUGAGAAACCUGCCUGCGUACCUCAUAUCCAUUUGGGGUCCAGAUCUGCUGCGGUUGGGGGAGCUGCAGACGGAGUUGGCCGGAUCUGCAGAUUUCUGUGCCACAUACCUGCACUGCCAACUGCUGCUCACCAAGGCACUCCAGGAGAAGUUAUGGACCAUGGCUGUGCCACUUUGUCUUAAACAAAAUGCCAAAGUUUCAACAGCCGCUCGACAGAUCCUGGAUGAGACCUAUAAGCUGGAGUUCUUGUACAGCGGUCUGGAGACGCAGCAGAUCGCCACUAUUCACAACGUCCGGCUGCAGGCGAAAGCGUUACAGCUCAUCCUGAUGGCCCGAUCCAAACGCGGGGUUGACCGGGUUCUUGGGGUUUGUGAGAAGUUCCUGCAGGAUGUGGAGUCAUUUCAGAGGCUCUUCAUGACAGAGUUGCCCCAUUUCCAGGACAGUUUUGUGGAGAAACUCCUGGAGUUGAUGCCCAGGCUGACGGCCUGCAAACCUCUUGAUCUGGUUAAAAUCCUUCAGACCACACUGCGACAAAGCAGAUUCAUCCAUCUCAAGCUACCCGAGCAGAUCCACAGGGCGUCAGCGACUAUUAUUGAGCCGACGGGAGAAUCAGACAACCCUUUGAAAUUCACCUCUGGUCUGGUGGUGGCGUUAGACAUCGAUGCUACUCUUGAACAUGUACAAGAUCCACAGACUACAGUCAAAGUGCAGGUGCUGUAUCCAGAUGGACAGUCUCACAUAAUCCACCCCAAACCUGGAGAUUUCAGGACCCCAGGACCUGGACGUGUGCGACUGAUCACGCAGGUUUAUCUCUCUCACUCUGCCUGGACAGAGGCCUGUCAGGUUGAGGUGCGGUUGCUCCUGGCCUACAGCUCCAGCAGCAGUAAACCAUCUGCCUCUAAACCUGUGUGGAAUGAGAGUCUGGACGGCCUGCCCACCAGCGAGAGCUGCAUCGAGGGCACAAUCCACCUCAGCAAACCCGUCAAUGUCUUCAUCAUGCCCAAACCAGCUCGCCGCUGACCUGACGAACCCAAGCAGUACAUGUGAAAUUAACAGCCACCACAAACUCAAGUGUUUUCACAAUUACGUUUUAUCUGAAAUAAAUGUAUUUUUUUUUGUUCA